AGUCUCUCCCCCCCCCUCUCUCUCUCUCAGUCUCUCUCUUUCCUCCUUUUCUGUCUGCCUUUUUUCUACCUGAAGGGAAGUGCACGAAAGCCGAGGAGGGAAAAAUCUGGCGUGUCGUCUCGGCCCUGCGCGCUAUGCUGCGGUAAAUCCCGGGCCGCUGUUUGCGGUGUUUACAGGGGAUGUAGAGAGGGACGGAGGCACCGCGCCGUGUCUGCUCUGCUCUGCCCAGCCCGCUGCAUCGCCGAGCGGCCUGUGAAGCACACAAGAUGUCGACCAGAACGCCAUUGCCCACGGUGAACGAGCGUGACACCGAGAAUCACUCGUCGGUGGACGGCUUUGUGGAGCCCCCCGUCCCCCCGACAAAGUCUGCGAGUCGCCACAGCCUGCCGCGAUGCCGCAACUCCUUCACCUCCACAGAGGAGCACCCUCAUGUCGGCAAUUACCGCCUCCUCAAGACUAUUGGGAAGGGGAAUUUCGCCAAGGUGAAGCUAGCACGACAUGUCCUGACUGGACGAGAGGUCGCAGUGAAGAUCAUAGACAAAACCCAGCUGAAUCCCACCAGUCUACAGAAGCUCUUCAGGGAAGUCCGAAUAAUGAAGUUACUGAAUCAUCCAAAUAUAGUGAAAUUGUUUGAGGUGAUCGAGACGGAGAAGACCCUUUAUUUGGUGAUGGAGUAUGCCAGUGGUGGAGAAGUAUUCGACUAUCUCGUGGCUCACGGCAGAAUGAAGGAGAAGGAGGCCAGGGCCAAGUUUAGACAGGUGAGUCAUCAUCAUCAUCAUCGUCGUACCUUUGUCGUCAUUCCAUUUAGUGUUUUCAGGGGCAAGUCUGCAUGCACCAUGAUCAGGCUUCGUCACCGACUGCAGAGGAAAGAUGAAGCUCUGAUAGCUUGGCCUGAGAAAAGAGGAGAUCCUUUAAGAUGCUGCUCUGACACCUAG
This is a messenger RNA of Labrus bergylta (ballan wrasse), 935 nucleotides long. The record is from RefSeq and is a predicted model, not a curated record. Lineage: Eukaryota; Metazoa; Chordata; Actinopteri; Labriformes; Labridae.